AUGGAUCUCUUGGGUAAAGCUUCGGUAAAAUUCUUCUUCCUAAUUUCGACAUUGUUGUGCAUCGUCCCGUACCACUACAAAUUUAAAAUGAAAGUAAUGAGAGUAUACGCGUUUAUGGUGUUGGCUCUGUACACAAUCCUGUUCCUAUAUACGAUUGAGAUGAGAAUAAUUGACAGAAACAGAGUUCGUCUGCGGUUUAUUGAAGCAGCCCUCGAACUAUGUCUAUUGAUGAUGCGAACGGCAUUGAUAUUACUCAUGAUCAUACCUAGGAUUUUCACGAACCCGCACAGAUAUUAUCGGGUCUUUGAAUAUUUACGAUACCAAAGUUGGAUUGAGGAUUCCAGCAUACGAAAACAGAUUCUGUUCACUCAAAUUGUAGCCUUCGUCACCUGCAUACCACAAUUUAUUAUACAUAGGUAUUUCUUCGUGAACAGAGACUUCAGUUUCAUGAAUUACGUGGGCUUGUAUCUAAAUAUCAUCAUUGUUCUGAAUAUGUAUUUGGUGAUUUUGGGUCUUCAUCGGAGGAUUAAUGAGGUCAACGGGAAAUUGCAAGCCACUUUGGAGUACGCUAAUGAAUUUAGGAGUAUCAAAGAUGGAAGGGCUUUCAGGUUCGUCCGGGCCGCCGGCAAUUUUCAGGCUAUUCUUAGGCAGUUCACCGAAUUCUGCGACGUGAUUGAUCUCAGCAACACACUGUUCGGUUGGAAAUUGCUUUUGCUCGUGUGCAUUAUCAGUUUGUCCCUAAUAUUCAACAUCAACAACGUUUACAACUACUACGAAGAUAAAGAUAAGCCAAUCGCUUACAAAUGGCUUUACUUGUCCAUAAGUCUUUGGAACUUUUGUAUUUAUUGUUUACUAGGUAUCUCCUUAACGUACUCGUGCAACAGAGUAUACAAAGCGGGGCACGACGUCGGAAAGAAUUGCUACAAAAUCCUGCUGCGAUCUCCGGGGACGUCGCACGUUAUCGGGGGUGGCGAUAAUCCCGACGGAGAGCUUCUCCUAUUAAUUCAUUUAUCUACCAGCAGGAAACCCGCUUUGUAUUUAGCUGGAACCUUUCUGGUUGAUAAUUCCCUUCUGCUACGCAUUUUCACCAGUGUCAUUUACUACAUCAUUGUUAUCUUACAAUUUAAGGACUCUUAA
This is a messenger RNA of Nicrophorus vespilloides, 1137 nucleotides long. RefSeq lists its product as uncharacterized. Bases 1 to 1137 code for a protein of 378 amino acids. Gene Ontology annotation, cellular component: axon; neuronal cell body; membrane. The transcript has 2 exons. Gene Ontology annotation, biological process: sensory perception of taste. NCBI's taxonomy places the organism in Eukaryota, Metazoa, Arthropoda, Insecta, Coleoptera, Silphidae. The record is from RefSeq and is a predicted model, not a curated record.